Messenger RNA from Durusdinium trenchii, 612 nucleotides. Lineage: Eukaryota; Dinophyceae; Suessiales; Symbiodiniaceae. The record is from the annotation of a GenBank genome assembly.
AUGUUGAAAGUGCUCGCAAUUGGAUGUGCGGUGAUGUUGGUCCAGGCUGAAAACGCCUUGACUGCGGAUGACGAGUGCCAGGGUGUCAGCGAAUGCGCUGUGAGUGCACUCCAGCUUCGUGCGAAUGAAGGGAAUGAAUUUUCAGCGGCCUCGAACGAGACCGCGGCACUGGCGAGCGAACUGAACCAAACGGGGAGGUUGUGGAGGUUGUAUCAUGUCACCAGCCCAUCCAUUGGGCCCAAAAUUUUACGGGAAGGCUUUCGAUCAGGUCAUGCUGGUUGGUGUGGAGGGGCAAUCUAUUUCGGCAACACUGCGCAGGAAACCAAAUGGAAAGCUGUCGGCCAAGAGUCGCACCAAGGAUUUUUGAUCGAAGCAAUGGUAGACCCAGGGCAUGUAAAGAAAAUGCCUUGGAAUUGUUACACCAGCACCCGGUGCAUCGAAACACAUCCGGGUUUGCAGGGCCACGUCAGCUGCCUGUCGCGACACUACUAUGGCAACUCCCUUCACUCGGAGGGCUACGAUUCUAUCGUUUUCAAUCCGGGCGAUGGAAACGAAGUUGUCAUUUGGGACAAGCACAGGGUGAAAUCAAUGCGCCACAUCCGAAUGCCGUGA